AUGUUUUUAUCGGGGAGGGCGUUGGCGUUCACUUCGAUUCCCGAGGACAAGUGGGCGACAUACGACAAUUUAAGAAGCCCAAGUUUCGCCGCUUCGGGACGCGCCUGGAGCAGCCGAACGCGCGGCGGACUCGAACGCGGCUGCACCGUGGAGCCCGACCGGGAAGAACGCUUCUGGUUCGAGGAGCUGGCAGAUCCAGAGGAGGACGCGGACGUGGAGGCGGGUGUCCUUUCGCAGCAGAGCCGGCCUCCGCCCGCGCUUCCUCCUUGGCGCACUGGGGCGGAAUCCCUCAUUGAGUUCCACGACGCCGACUUCCCGCCGCGCCCGAGCACGGCGGCGAAGGACGAGCGCGAGAUGUACGGGACGGCGGAUUCGGAGCAAGCCGUCGGCGAGACCGGCUGCUCGGGUUGCGGCGCCACCCUGCAUUGCGCCGACGCGACCCUGCCGGGCUACCUGCCCGGCGAGAAGUACAAGGCGCUGCUGCGGGAGGACCGUCUCCGCAGCGCCACCUGCCAGCGCUGCCACCUGCUGCGCCACCACCACCGGAAGGCCCUCGACCCGCAGGCGUCCGAGGACGAGUUCCGCCGCGCCUUGCGGCCGAUCCGCUCCCGGAGGGCGCUGGUGCUCCUCGUGGUGGACCUCCUGGACGUCCCCGACUCCAUCGUGCCGGACCUUCCGGACCUGGUGGGCGCCGACAAGCGCGUCGUGGUGCUGGGCAACAAGAUUGACCUCCUUCCCGCCGACUCGCCCAACCACCUGCAGCGAAUCCGACGGCAGCUGGGCCGCUGGUGUCGGGACGCCGGCUUCGGGCCUCAGGUGAGCGACGUCCACCUGAUCAGCGCCAAGACCGGCUACGGCGUGGAGGCUCUGAUCUCCGGCCUGCAGAGGGCGUGGAAGUACAAAGGCGACGUCUACCUGGUGGGAAGCGCCAACGCCGGCAAGUCCACGCUCUUCAAUACGCUGCUCCGCUCCGACUACUGCAAGUCCGAAGCCUGCGACGUCGUCGGCAAGGCCACCGUUUCCCCGUGGCCCGGGACCACUCUGGACCUGCUCAAGUUCCCCAUCGUCAACCCCACGCCGUACCGGAUGUUUCGACGCCGCGAGCGCCUGGAGGAACGUCGCCGAGAGACGGAGGACGACCCGUCGCCGCAGCAGCCCAAGACGCUCAAAGACGUCCGCCGCCAGGGAUACUUAGUCGGUCGCGUGGGUCGAACUUUCCAGCCCAAAGUCGGACGAGGAACCGUCGCCUUCGAUCCGGACGCGUUGGCCUUCGGAGAAUACGACGACGACGACGACGGAGAACGCGGGAGCGCCGGAAAAGAGGACGCCGCCGGCCCCAGCGCGCCGACCCCCGACGAGCCCAAAGAUUCGCAUUGGCUGUUUGACACGCCGGGAAUCGUGAAGGAACGCGACAUCCUCGGCCUGCUCGGCGAGCGGGAAGUGCAAGCCGUGGUUCCCUCGCGGCCCAUCGUUCCUCGCACCUUCGUCCUGAAGCCCGGAAUGAGUCUCUUUGUCGGCGCGCUGGCCAGGAUCGACUACCUGGAGGGGGAAAAGUCCUGCUGGUUUUCCGUCAUGGCCUCCGCUCAAGUUCCGGUCCACAUCAGCAGCGUGGAAAAAGCCGACGCCGUCUACCAGAAACACGCCGGACGCGAGCUGCUGGGGGUGCCGGCGGGAGGGGCGCAGCGCAUGAAAGACUUUCCGGCCUUGGCGCCUCAGGAUUUCCGGCUGGAGGGUCAAGGUCACACGGAGGCCGCCGCGGACAUCAAGCUGUCGUCCGCGGGUUGGGUGGCGGUGACGGCGUUUGAGGGCCAACUGCCGCUGCUGAGGCUCCACGGGCCGCCCUCGGCGGCCUACGGCCUGAGGACGCCGCCGCUACUUCCUCACGUGGUUUCCCUGAAGGGGGCGCGCGUCCCCAAGUCGGCCGCCUACAAAGCGCUGACGCCGGCGGCGCUGCGGGACGCCGGCGGCCCGAGGCGGCGGCCCGAGAAGAAGGGAAAAGCGCCCGCGCGCUCAUGAAGGCACGACAACAUCAUCCGAUCAAGAAAACUUUAUUUCACCCGAGUGUGACCUCGGAAAGGCCCGCGUGGAAAAAGAAACUGAAAGAAAAGCGCACGGAUUCAUCUUGGACAUUGUCACAAUGUCGCGUCGCCGAGGCCGCGGACUGAGCGGCCGUCCGAUUGGGCGCGCAACCGUUUAGAAUGUUUUGACCGCGAGCGCGUAAUACACGUGCCGCGAUUGAACAAGGUUCGCCCGGCGGGUGUCAAGAGACUUGAUGGGGUGACGCGACCCUCAUCAAGUCACGUGGACUCACGUGGCUCCUUCAUGACGACAAACAAGAAUAUUGCACCCAAUAAAACACAAGACAAGCGUGA
Hippocampus comes (tiger tail seahorse) is the source of this 2372-nucleotide messenger RNA. RefSeq names its product nitric oxide associated 1 (gene noa1). The transcript is spliced from 10 exons. Lineage: Eukaryota; Metazoa; Chordata; Actinopteri; Syngnathiformes; Syngnathidae. The record is from RefSeq and is a predicted model, not a curated record. Bases 1 to 2016 code for a protein of 671 amino acids. Gene Ontology annotation, molecular function: GTP binding.